GUUCUCCUUUGUAUAUAAGGAAUUGGUUGAGAAAACGCACAACAAAACGCGGGAUUCGUCGUCCGUUGGCAUUGACCGGUGCUUUUAUUUCCUCGGGAGGAAAAUAUAAAAGUCUUCUUUGGGUGUUAGAAAGCUUUGGUUUUUUGAGAUUUUCCGGCAUUUUGGGGUCUCGAGGACACCGACUUCGAGAUGGAUUUUUUAGAGUAUCCGGAUAUAACGGCAGAGGUUAAGGGUGCCAUGACUCCAGGUCGGCUGAAGCUGACGGACCAGGCGUUACACUUCAAGAAUCAGAAAACCGGAAAAGUGGAGCAAAUAUCGUCGAACGACAUGGAAAUGGUGAAUUUUCAGAAAUUCGUCGGUACCUGGGGUCUCCGGAUAUUUCUGAAGAAUGGAAUUCUCCACAGAUUCCGUGGCUUCAAGGAGGCGGACCUGGAGAAGGUCUCCAAGUUCUUCAGUACGAAUUACAAAAAGGACAUGCUCGAGAAAGAAUUGUCCCUGAAGGGGUGGAACUGGGGAACAGCGAAAUUCACUGGAUCAGUCUUGUCCUUCGACGUUGGCCACCACACAGCCUUUGAGGUUCCCCUCUACGACGUCUCCCAGUGUACUACAGGAAAAAAUGAGGUCACUCUGGAGUUUCACCAGAACGACGACGCACCUGUCUCCCUCAUGGAGAUGCGUUUUCACAUACCGGUGAUGGACUCUGCUGAGACUGAUCCAGUGGAUUCCUUCCACCAGCAGGUGAUGGACAAGGCUUCGGUGAUUUCUGUUUCAGGGGAUGCAAUCGCCAUCUUCAAGGAAAUUCAGUGUCUCACACCUCGUGGUCGCUAUGACAUCAAAAUUUUUCAAUCGUUCUUUCAAUUACAUGGGAAAACAUUCGAUUACAAGAUCCCAAUGUCCACAGUAUUGCGACUAUUUCUUCUUCCUCACAAGGACAGUCGUCAGAUGUUCUUCGUUGUUUCACUGGAUCCUCCAAUUAAACAAGGGCAGACACGUUAUCAUUAUCUCGUUUUGUUAUUCAAUCAGGAGGAGGAAACGUCCAUUGAAUUGCCAUUCACUGAGAAAGAACUCAAGGAGAGGUACGAGGACAAAUUACCCAAGGACCUGUCUGGACCAACUUACGAGGUGCUGGGAAAAGUUAUGAAGGUCAUAAUAAACCGUAAAUUGACAGGACCUGGUGGUUUCGUUGGUCAUUCAGGCACUCCAGCUAUCGGUUGUUCCUUCAAGGCAGCAGCUGGCUACCUCUAUCCUCUGGAGAGAGGUUUCAUUUACGUUCACAAGCCACCGAUUCACAUAAGAUUCGACGAAAUAGCAUCUGUUAAUUUUGCCCGAGGUGGUGGUAGCACCAGGAGUUUUGAUUUUGAAAUUGAAUUGACAUCUGGUGUUGUUCACACGUUCUCCAGCAUCGAGAAGGAGGAGUAUGGAAAGCUCUUUGAUUUUAUCACCUCGAAGAAGCUGAGGGUAAAGAACAGGGGAAAGGGUGAGAAGGUUUCGUAUGACAACGACUUUGGGGAUUCUGAUAAUGAAGCGGAGCCUGAUGCUUAUCUGGCUCGGGUUAAGGCUGAGGCCAAGGAACGGGAUGAUGUCAACGACUCGGAGGAGGACGAGAGCACUGAUGAGGACUUUAAUCCUAAUCAGGAUGAAAGUGAUGUUGCUGAGGAGUAUGACUCGAAUCCUGCGACAAGUGAGGACUCUGAUGAGGAGGACAGCGAUGCUAGCGGGAGGAAGGAGAAGAAGGAGAAAAAAAAAAGUAAAAGCGCUAAAACUGUUAGUGAGAAGCCGAGGAAACCCAGGAAGAAGAAGAAGGAGAGGGAGGAGGGCAGACCCAAAAGACCUGCCACAGCUUUCAUGUUGUGGUUGAACAGUGCCAGGGAGAAGAUAAAAGAGGAUAAUCCUGGUAUAGCUGUUACUGAAAUUGCCAAGAAAGCUGGGGAGAUGUGGAAGACACUUGAUGGAAAAUCAGAAUGGGAGAAGAAGGGACAGAAAUUGAAGGAGGAGUACGCAGAGGCAAUGAAGAAGUUUGAGGCAGCGGGUGGUGGCUCUAAGGAUAAAGGAAAGGAGAAGCCGGAGAGGAAGAAGAGGGAGACCAAGAAGGAUUCCAAGAAAGAUGUCUCGCCGGCGAAGGCUGGCUCGUUUAAAAGCAAGGAGUACAUUUCUGAUGACGACAGCAGCAGUGAUGAGAGCAAGAAGUCCAAAGGGAGUGAUGAUGAGAGCGAAGGGGAGAAGAAAAAAACGGUUAAGAAGGGAGGAGAGAAACGUCCAGCAGCUAACGACAAAAAGAGGGUGAAAAAGGGGAGAAAGGAAUCCUCUGGGUCGAGUGAGGAAGAGGAAAUCGAGGAGAGCGAUGAAUCUACUGGCAGUGAUUAAAUACUUAAUCUAAAUUAUUGUUAACACAAAUGUUACAAUUGAAUAAGUUAAACUGUAAAUUUUUCUCCUA
This is a messenger RNA of Fopius arisanus, 2434 nucleotides long. RefSeq names its product structure specific recognition protein (gene Ssrp). The record is from RefSeq and is a predicted model, not a curated record. Gene Ontology annotation, biological process: regulation of chromatin organization. Gene Ontology annotation, cellular component: nucleus; FACT complex. Gene Ontology annotation, molecular function: nucleosome binding; histone binding; DNA binding. Bases 190 to 2364 code for a protein of 724 amino acids. The transcript has 3 exons. Lineage: Eukaryota; Metazoa; Arthropoda; Insecta; Hymenoptera; Braconidae.